GCAAAGUUUAUUUUGAGGGAGUGGGUGGGCGGUGAAAACUGAUUAAAAAAUGAUUUCCUACCUUAUUUUAGCGGUGACUUUUUGUGUGUUAGUGCGUGGAUAUUUGGUGGGUGUGCCACCAGUUUUGUGUAUAGAUAUAUUUAGAAGCGCUUCAAAGAAGCAGCGUUGCAAAAUACUUCCUGUGCACAACGCAGUCCCAGAACGUCCUCCCCUGUCUUCCCCGUGCGAUAACAACACUCUGAGCUCUUCCGUUAAGCAUGUCUCCUCGGGAAGCGUAUGUGCAGAAAAUGGUAAAAGUAUGCAAUGAUUCAGAUCGGUGGAGUCUCAUCUCCUUGUCCAACAACAGUGGCAAAAACGUGGAGCUGAAAUUUGUGGACUCUCUGAGGCGGCAGUUUGAAUUCAGUGUCGAUUCCUUUCAAAUCAAGCUGGACUCCCUGCUGCUCUUUUAUGAGUGCUCAGAGAAUCCAAUGACUGAAACUUUUCACCCGACUAUCAUUGGGGAGAGCGUCUAUGGGGAUUUCCAAGAAGCCUUUGAUCACCUCUGCAACAAGAUAAUCGCCACCAGAAACCCGGAAGAAAUCAGAGGAGGUGGUCUGCUUAAGUACUGCAACCUUUUGGUAAGGGGCUUUAGGGCUGCCUCCGAAUCCGAGAUUAAGUCCCUGCAGAGAUACAUGUGCUCGAGAUUUUUCAUUGACUUCUCAGACAUUGGAGAGCAGCAAAGAAAGCUGGAGUCCUACUUGCAGAACCACUUUGUGGGAUUAGAGGACCGCAAGUAUGACUAUCUCAUGACCCUUCAUGGUGUGGUGAAUGAGAGCACAGUGUGCCUGAUGGGACAUGAGAGGAGACAGACUCUCAAUCUGAUCACCAUGCUGGCCAUCCGCGUCCUAGCCGAGCAAAAUAUCAUCCCCAAUGUGGCCAAUGUCACCUGCUAUUACCAGCCAGCCCCGUACGUAGCAGAUGCCAACUUCAGCAAUUACUACAUUGCCCAGGUUCAGACGGUGUUCCCCUGCCAGCAGCACACCUACUCUACUUGGCUGCCCUGUAAUUAAGGACCACGGUUAGCAGACCUGGUGGGGAGAACGUUUCUUAACAUGUAGGAAGGGGCGAUGCGCCCCUCUGAAAUGGGGUGUUUGUGCAAUGAUGAUCUGCUCUGAUUUGCAAGCUUGGCAAAGGCUUGUGGUUCUUCUAAUAAAUAACGGGAGCAUGAUCUAGAAAGAAUCCCCAGACAAUUGGAUCCUACCCCAGAGCACAAGAGGCCUGUCAUUAAAAGCAAACAGCUUCCCCUGAAAGAAGUGAGGGAGGAAUGCUUGAUGACAAUAUGGGUUGGCAAUACCUGCUCCCAUAGCUUUGGCAUAGAGAAGGUGGGAAAGCCUUAUUUUUUUUUUUUAUUAUUAUUUUUAUUCUUACUUUAGAAUGGGAUCUGCAAAAGGGAGAAUAUGAAAGAAAUAAAAAAA
This is a messenger RNA of Struthio camelus australis, 1454 nucleotides long. The record is from RefSeq and is a predicted model, not a curated record. Lineage: Eukaryota; Metazoa; Chordata; Aves; Struthioniformes; Struthionidae.